Messenger RNA from Talaromyces marneffei, 348 nucleotides. RefSeq lists its product as uncharacterized. Bases 1 to 348 code for a protein of 115 amino acids. Gene Ontology annotation, molecular function: oxidoreductase activity. The transcript has a single exon. NCBI's taxonomy places the organism in Eukaryota, Fungi, Ascomycota, Eurotiomycetes, Eurotiales, Trichocomaceae. The record is from RefSeq and is a predicted model, not a curated record.
AUGCCUCCUAUCUCCGGCCAAACCCUCCUUGUCAUCGGAGGCUCAUCCGGUAUAGGAUUUGGCGUCGCAACGCUUGCCCUAGCCGAAGGGAUGCGAGUGGCAAUCGCUUCAUCGAACCCGGAACGGGUCGCGAACGCAAUCGAACGACUCAAGAAAUCAUCAUCUAACGCUACGUCAAUAGUCCUAGGAUACACCGUGGAUCUCGGCCAGAAGGACGUCGAGUCUAGAAUUGGAAAGCUCCUGACAGACGUUACUACUGCCUGCUUUUGUAUAAUGGUCCCGAAUUACUUGAUCAACUCGUCUUCGCCGCUGGGAACCCAAUCGAGCACCGACCAACGAGCGAAAUAG